Molecule: messenger RNA, 1354 nt
Organism: Tympanuchus pallidicinctus (lesser prairie-chicken)
Lineage: Eukaryota; Metazoa; Chordata; Aves; Galliformes; Phasianidae
Gene: MED4
Product: mediator complex subunit 4
Biological process (GO): regulation of transcription by RNA polymerase II
Cellular component (GO): mediator complex; core mediator complex
Molecular function (GO): transcription coregulator activity
Source: RefSeq, a predicted model, not a curated record
CGGAUCGCAGCACGCAUGCGCUCUCGGUCGUUGCCCCUCGGCCGCUGGAGGCGCUGUCUGGCGCCCGUGCGGGGCUGGAUGAGGCGGGGGCGGUCCGCGAGCGUGAUGGCGGCUGCGGCAGCGGCCGGGGGAGGUGGGGAGCGGAGCAGCACCCGGGAACGGCUGCUGGCGGCGCUGGAGGAUCUCGAACUCCUGGCCAGGGAACUAAUUGAAAUUUUGGCAAUUUCAAGAAACCAGAAGCUUCCACAACCAGGAGAAGAGAGCCAGAUCCUGGAGCUGCUGAUUCAGAGAGAUGGAGAGUUUCAAGAGCUAAUGAAGUUGGCAGUUGAUCAGGGGAAAAUCCAUCAUGAAAUGCAGCUUUUAGAAAAGGUAGUAGAAAAGAGAGAUAAUGACAUUCAGCAGCUGCAGAAGCAACUGAAAGAAGCAGAGCACAUACUGGCCACAGCUGUUUAUCAAGCAAAGGAAAAACUGAAAUCAAUUGAAAAGGCAAGGAAAGGUGCCAUUUCAUCUGAAGAAAUAAUUAAAUAUGCCCACAGGAUCAGUGCUAGUAAUGCUGUUUGUGCCCCUCUGACGUGGGUACCAGGGGACCCACGCAGGCCAUAUCCUACAGAUCUAGAAAUGAGGAGUGGUCUCCUGGGUCAGAUGAACAACCCAUCCACUAAUGGGGUUAAUGGACACUUACCUGGGGAUGCACUUGCAGCAGGCAGAUUGCCAGAUGUGCUUGCUCCUCAGUAUCCUUGGCAAUCAAGUGAUAUGUCAAUGAACAUGCUACCUCCUAAUCAUAGUAAUGACUUCAUGUUGGAGCCUCCGGGACACAAUAAAGAGAAUGAAGAUGAUGUGGAAGUGAUGUCAACAGACUCCUCAAGCAGCAGCAGUGACUCAGACUAGGUACAGGAGGGACGGUAUCCCCUAGUAGACCUUUCCUGUGGUGAAGAUGUUCAACUGAAAUGACUGGGAGCUUUCUGCUGGAUGAGAGAUGUCAGAUUUCCAGUGCUGAUGUAAAUGUGUGAAUGUGUAUGUUUGCAAGAGAUGCGUGCAUUUGUAUACAUAUAUAUAUAUAUAUACACUAUACAUAUUAGAUGACAACGUUCCUGGGACAAAAGGUGUAAGGGGAAUCCCCUUGUAUGUAUGCUGGUAACUUGACUCUUUUGAAGACAGUCUUUUCUAUGGCACAGAAAUAAGGCAUAAGAUUUGUAAUUUUAAUACCUUUUUUGUUACUGCUGAAAUGCAUGUUGUUAUCACCUAGUGUGUUCUGAGAACAAAACCAUGGCAAUAAGGUGUUUAAAAAAAAAAGUUUGUAAUUAUUGUAAUAUAUAAUAAACCUUUGCAACUUUGCUACACUUUGCAAACAUAA